UUGACAGGUCAGCGAGCCACUUUAUAGCUUUCCGAGUAGCAUAUUUUAAUUUUAUUUUCUAUUAUCCUUUCGUUUAAGAGUUAUAAAUAAUACAUACGUAGUCUUUAUAGUAGAAUAAUUAUCCUAUUAGAUUGUACGAGGGUGCAAUUGCAGUGUUACAUAAACUAGAGCCAAUCGUGUCGGCGGUCCCGAUGUCUAUAAGUAUAGUACGUCAGUGAUUGAAUGUUGGCUGUAAGAUAAUGGAUGUGGAUGCUCCUAACAUAUUGAAAAGGUGCAGUAGCGCACCUUUGAUCAAUGAGGCGUCUUCUACAGCGGCCACGUCGCCCACAACAACCACAGCGCCCAGGAACACGUCGUUCUUCAAUAUGUUCUCGAACAACAACCGCACGCGGCGGUACAGUCACGGCAGCGGCGGCCUCAGUCCGCUGGCGGCACCUGUCAAUGUAGCUAAUUCGUGGGGCCGCGCGACCCCUAGAGACCGCCUGAACCAGCUGCGGGCCGAGGAGUGCGCUGACGUCAGCAACACACGGGAGGUGGCGCACGAGCGGGAGAUACACAACGCCAUGCAGAUGGGGCAGUCCUGUGAAGACCUCACACUUGUACCUGGGCUUGCUAACUCACCCACGCGGUUACCCAGGUUUUCGCCGUCACCGUCCGUGGUAUCGCCAUCGCCAACACGGAAGUACCAGACGACGCGGCGCAGUCUCUCACCAACCAUAGCUAUAAGAGCGUCAAGCUUCAGUCCAGUCAGCCUGAGUCGACCGAACCAGCUAGUGGGCAAGAGACGGUGCGAUGAAGCAGACUCACCCCUAUCUAAACGUAUGUGCACGUCUGACAGACUAACCCCCUCAACACCAGGAACGCCGGACUCUGACUCCUUAGAGUGUACAUUCAGGCCGGUAUCACCUAGAGCUCAACCAAUGAACGAGUCACCACACGAGUCUCAAGAUGCCCAGGAGAAUCACAAAACCAGUCCUAGCUAAUAGUUUGUAGGGUAUUAAAAGGUGAUGUUAGUGGGGUUCGCAUAAAGUUGGUGGGUGUGAUUGUUAGAUGAAAUAACAUUAUUUAUAACACCGACAGUAUAUGAAUGUCAAUGUAUAAAUAUGCUUAAUGAUGUAACAAUUUUAUGCGAAUUCCUAUUAAUUUGAGAUGAUACUACCCACGUCUGUCGUAACGGACCUAUUAUUCUUUAUAGGGUAAUGCGUUUAUUCCAAUAAAAGUAGCCUUUGGCAAUUAUUGGUUCCUAUAAUCAAUAUGAAUUUGUAGGUAGACGUGAUAGCAAGCUAUUGUAAUUGAGAGGUGCAAUCUUUUAUAAAUAUUUAUAUGUGUUUAAGCAAAAAUGUGUAAACAUGCGGAACAAUAGUUAAAGAAACUGCUAAAGGCAACAAACAUAUAGAUUAAAGAAUUGAAAUAACAUUUUGCUGUGAACUAAACAAAUACAUUAUAAAUAGGACAGCUUUUUGUAUAAAUUUCUUGGGAUAAUUAACAAUUUUGAUUUGAAUAACCUCCUAAAUACAAUUACUUGUUCUCAAACACAUGACGAAGGCAUUGGCUAAUAGGUAGAAAUUCUACCGUACGGUUAUUUCGCUUUCUUGUAGUACAGGGUAUUAUUGCUUAUAUUCACGUAUAUUUCAAUGCUACAAUUUAAUUUUUUCGUGUCUAAAUUGGCAACAUUGAUGACUGCUGCCGAUGCAUUAGUAUUGCCAGUUGAGAGCGAAUAGAAAUUGUGACUUUAUGAAAUGGAACGUAGACUGUUUGUAGUGCUAGCAAACUUGUGAUUUAUUUACACAGUAGGACUUAAAAUACACCACGUGCUAUGCGUGCGAGUGACGUCACAAUUGAGUGUUCAAAUGGAAAGAAGGCAGUGCCUUUUCUGGGGUAUUUUAUAAUGCAAACUUGGCGACACUAGCACAUGUAGCGACGGCCUUUAUAUAAAGGUAAUAGUACUAAUUCUUGCAGACGCCUUCUAAUUUUAUUUUAAGUUAUACCUGUAAUUUUCUCAUCCGUUAAAAAAGGAAGGGACGGGUAAUCGACAGGCGUAAAAUUUAUGGAAUACACAUCAAUUUUAAGGAAAUCUAAAAUAUAAAAAUUUUACAUCGGCCAAUAAGCCGACUGAAUUAAGUAGACAGCACGUCUAACGGCUUAGAGAUGCCUAUUUUAUUCGCACGGGAUAUCAAUUCAUUUUAAAAUUAACUUGUUGACAAUCAUCCGUCCCUUUCCUUUUCGGCGGAUAAGAAAAUGAAUAGAAUAGAAUAGAAAAAGUUUAUUAUAAAAUGACGGGUAUAACUUAAAAUAAAUUUAGGAGGUGUCUGCAAGAAUCGGGGCCACUAUUUCCUACUGAUUCGGUACUUUCAUAAAACCUAAGCCAAUGUCUUCAUUUUGUACAGUAGAUUAAGUUUAGGAAGAAACGCGACGAGUGCCCUAUUGUUAGCCAAAGCAUCCAAAACUUUAUUUGUAAAUAUUUAGGUGCGUCCUAUGUACUGGACGGUGUAUAUAAUUAGCGAUAAGAUAAUCUAGCCAUUACCAGCGUGCAGAUAUUAUUGAUACACGCAAAAUGAGAAUUUUGAUUUCGUAGCAUUGUAAGUCUCAUUGUUGAUUUUCAUCGGUCGUUUUUUUUGUAAUUCAUAUAUUGGACGCGUAAUGUAUUAGCAUACAAUUAUCCUUCAAGAAUAUCAAAGCUUAGCUUUCAGUAAUAUUUCCAUUCGAAAAAUGUAAUCACAUAAAUGUUUGUAAAGGCCUAAUUAUAGUCCAAAGUAUAAAACUGUUCUAAUAAUAAAUAUUCAUAAAAUAUGCGUCCAUGUUUCGUGAGAAACACGUGGAUUAUACGAAAUUUAAAACCCACCGUUAUAAAAAUCAUUCAUAAGUUUGUUCAUAAUGCGUUUUUGAUGCAAAACUAAUAUUGCCGCAUUAGUGCCAAAACCUGCUACUUUUAUCACGUGAUUUGCUUGCAUUAAAAACGCAUUCUCAUAAUGCUAUAUCACUGCAAAGCAUUUAGAUAAUAGAUAAUCAUUGACCUUAGAAAAUAAUUAUAUUGGCGAGUUCGCAAAUUAACAAGGAAUGUUAUUUGAAAUGUAACAUAUCGAAAGUUUAAUAUGAUGAUUAUUAUAAUACUAAUAUCAAUCAUACAGGUAUUAUUCGUACUAUUCAGUAAAUGUCCCUUCAUUUGUAGUGAACAUUCAAUGUUAAUUUGCCAACUUUCCACCAUGCAUUGUGUUCAUUUUAUUUCAGAUAAACUACAUUAUUCUAUUACAUUUCUUUAAGUCCAAUCCAUAUGUAAAAUAUGAUAUAAUAGUAAUAUUUCGCGGUGUCUUGACAUAUAUACACGUAUAUACAUAUUUAUAUAUAUACAUAACCCGUGUUACCGCCUUAAGUUUACGGGGAUAUAAUGUAUCUGAUUAGAACAUUGUCAAUACUGAAUGAUUACGUAUAUAGUGACGUGAAGAACUUGCUAACGUAAAUAAAAGUUGAAUAGGUAAUGGUUUUACCUAACCUGAAGAAUUUUAAAGAAGCGACUGCCUGUCUGACCCGCGCAGGGAUAACCAGCCCAAUACAAGUUAGGGUUUGGGUUUCUCACGAUGUUUUCCUUCACCGCUGAGCACGUGAAAAUCUUUCAUAAUCGAAACAUGCAUUCGAAAACAAAUUCUAAAAUAAUUGGUUUAGUAAGGUCCGUGCUGGGGAUCGAACCUGCGACCUCAUAAUGAGAGUCGAGCGUUCUUCCAACUAGGCUACCACGGCUACGAAAAAUAUAAAUUUAAAAUAACUAAUAACACAAAAUAAAUCCUUAUCUUCAGUUGAAAGUGAAAGGUGGAAAGGACAGGAGCGGCAGGCUACAUAAGGCGUACAGCUCCGCUGUCACUCGUCUAUUUACCACGUUUAAAAUUUAUUUAACAAAUUUUCCUAGCUUCAAAGCUUUCUUGUACUUCUAUUUUUACCAUUUUCAUCUUAAAUUAAAUAAUAUAUCUUGUAAACAACAAAUAUUAAACUUUUAUUUACGUUAGCAAGUGCUUACUUCGCUACAAUAGGUAAAAUUGUCUGUUUACACAUCCUUAUGGUUAUAGCACAUCAAACCUCAUCACCCAAGGUGGCAUCGGUUCGCCUCAGAAUAAAACAUACGAAUAAUAAUAUGAUCUUUAAUUUGUAAUUCAUGUACAUACAGUACAUGUCAAAUUGUAGAGUAUUGUGUAAGUAACAAUUUUAAGUUUUUAAAUGUUUCAUUUUGAGGAGAAUUCAUGACUAAUUUUAUGCUACAACCUUUGAUCACUUUGGAGGUGGACUGAUCGUCAAAUACUUCGCCAGAACUACAUCAUUCAUCCGUUCCUAAUAAUACUAUGUAAACAAGUUAUUUAUACUAAUAAUCUAUUUUAGUAGUAUCCAAUUUAAGCUGUUCACAAAAUAACAAUCACAUAAUGUUAUGCAGGAAUCUAUGUUAAUUUGGUUACUUAUAAAUUAGUAUUGGCACUUUUUCCCGCUAAAUUUCUGUGAUUGAUUUUGAAUUAAGAACGCCCUUUUUUCAACGCUUAUGACCCGCAUAAGUUCUGUACAAACAAGGAUCGGUUGUCGGGAUAAGAUGGCAUAAAGAUCGGAAUUUGGUGAUUAUAUUAGAAUGGUCGAUUAUAGCUGUAAUCGACAAAAGGAAAUUGUGAUAGAUUUGGGUGUAUGUGAAAUGUUAUUUUUGUACGAGUAGCUAAAUCCAACUGAAAUAUGGAUUACCUCAAUUGUUGCAAAUUUUUUGCUUGUAGAUAAUUUAAUGUACGUGGUGCGAUUAUUUGUAACAAGAUUCAAUUCGAUAAUGUAACUUGAUAUUUGAUUCGUUAAAUCGUUUCUUUUUUAAUAAUAUCAUUACUAAGAUGACAAAUUCCACCCCUUGAAAUUUCUUGUCCCCUUGUACCUAUCAAAUUGUAAUUAGGUAUGACUUGUAACUUUUGUAUGUAUAGAGUCUGAUUGAGACUACAAUACCAAUUUGUUUUUCAAGUGUGAUUAAAUCACAACAUGAAUAUCGACA
Messenger RNA from Pectinophora gossypiella (pink bollworm), 5002 nucleotides. RefSeq lists its product as uncharacterized. The transcript is spliced from 4 exons. The coding region runs from base 240 to 983 and encodes 247 amino acids. Lineage: Eukaryota; Metazoa; Arthropoda; Insecta; Lepidoptera; Gelechiidae. Gene Ontology annotation, molecular function: protein serine/threonine phosphatase inhibitor activity. The record is from RefSeq and is a predicted model, not a curated record.